Molecule: messenger RNA, 860 nt
Organism: Colias croceus (clouded yellow)
Lineage: Eukaryota; Metazoa; Arthropoda; Insecta; Lepidoptera; Pieridae
Exons: 1
Coding region: 83-736 (217 amino acids)
Source: RefSeq, a predicted model, not a curated record
CUUAAAACAUUUGUUUUGUAUAAAAUCUUUAAAAAACGGAUGUUAAAAAUAAUUUAUAAAUAAGUAAUAAUACACAUUAAACAUGACAUCGUUCUAUGAAAGACAGAAGAGUCUCUUUAAUACAUUGAAAGAUGCAGAAGAACAAUAUAGUUUUUCGAAAUCCAACAAAGCUUCAGAAUCACAAGACUAUGGUGUUAUUGAUAAACAGAGAUAUAGAAAACUAAAACGAGAAAUGAAACAAUUCAGAGGUAGAGAGAGCAUUUAUAAACGCCAAGAUGCUAAUAUCCGCGAAUGUUUACGAUCUAAAACAGUUCCACAAUACAUGAAAGAUCCUCAGAACUGGGUGUACUAUUCUUUGUCUGAUGUUACACCAGAUCAAAUGUCAGAAUCGACGAACACGGCUACGGCUCUUGCUUUUAUUCGAGAAAUGGAAGAUAGAGAUACAGACAACUUUCUAACUGUUACUGAUGAAACUGGAGCAGUUUUCAAGAAACCCAUGUUUCAGAUAUCAAAGACUAUUAAGUCUAAUGCAGAGGUAGAGCAAAAGGUUGCCUUUAAAAGUAGUAAACUAAUAAUGCCGGAAUAUGUAGUAGGUGUCACUCGGAAUAAAAGAAAGAACCAGAAUAAGGUAAAUAAAAUAGUGGAAAACUCUGAUAAUGAGAAAAAAGCUGAACUUAAAUUAAACCAUCUUUAUGAUGCAGAAGAAGACUGCAUUAGUGAUGAAUUAAUUGAGUAAAUAAAUUUAGUUAUAAGAAAUAAUCUAUUUUGUAUUUAAGCUUUUUAUUACUGUUGUAUAUGAGGAAAUAUAAUGAACUCCUCUUUUUUUAAUUAAAUGUGUACUUGAGUACACUACAUUCUUA